UCAAUCCCAGCCCCUCUGGUUCCUCCGUGGCUGUUAUUUAAAACUGGGCUCCAUGAUGGCGGGGGGGCCGGGCCGCUCCACUCCGCUCCUCCAGGAUCCGCCGUGUUGUCGGUGAAAACAACCCCCCACCUCCCCCUGGUUCCGGGCCGUGUUCGUCCGUCCUGCCCGGCCUCGGAUGUCUCUGCCGGUGGUUCUACCGGGCUCGUGCUGUCCGGUCAGCGGGACCUCGCAGCUGUCGGAGCCGUCUUACCGACACAGACCGCGGGGUUUGUCCUCCUCUUCGCGGGUCGGCACCGGGGGCUCCCGCCUGCUGCUGCCCGGCCGACCGCUGCUGUCCCUGGGCCUACUGCAGCUGCUGCUCGGUGCCACCAUGGUGGCGCUGUCCUUCGGAGCCCUGUCCCUCAGUAACUCUCCCCCCAUCCGGAACUCGUGUCCGUUCUGGGCUGGUUCGUCGGUGAUUCUGUCAGGUAUCGUGGGUCUGACCACAUGGAGGAGGCCCAUGCUGCUGUUGGUCAAUGUGUUUGUCCUGCUGUCUGUGGUGUGUGUGCUCCUUAAUCUGGCUGGAUUCAUCCUAUGCUGCCAGGGAGCACAGUUGGUUUCCAGUAUGACCAACUGCCAACUGAGUGAGGUUGGAGAUGUGUGUUACUGCUGCUCCCUGUCCUCCACCUCCAAAUGUCCUGAAGAGAAACUACUGGAGCUGCACCCAGCCCACUCCUGCAGCACCAUGAGGAUCCUGCUCAAGAAGGUGUUGUUUGCCCUGUGUGCUCUGAACGCCCUGACCACAGCUGUAUGCCUGAUGGCAGCUGCUCUGCGUUACCUGCAGAUCUUCACCACCAGAACACCCUGCCUGGAGGAGACCAGGCCCACUGUCGAAGAAGGGGAGGAGCCAGCUCUGGUUCCUGACCCAGAUGAGUUUGUGGCCCCCGCCCCUCCCCCCUCCUAUUUCUCCACAUUCUACUCAUAUACACCACGCCUGGCUCGCAGAAUGCUCAGGGACAGUGUGAUCCCACUGCCUCACAUCUACGGGGCUCGAAUCAAAGGGGUGGAGGUCUUCUGUCCACUGGACCCCCCACCUCCAUAUGAGGCUGUAGCUGGGAGCUCCGCGAAUGCGGACACUCAGGACUCAGACGUUGCUCUGACGGAAAUGACAGUCAACUCCUCCGUCAACUCCACCAUCAACUCUGAGGUGGAAACGUCUGCUCAAGACCCCCAGAUGGUCUCAGCCUCAUCAGGACUUGUGGCCCAGGCCCAGCAGAACCCAGGUCCAUCCCAGUGGAGGAGGCCCAGGCUCCUGCGCUCCAGCAGUGACCCCAUGGUGACAGAUCCAGCUAAAGUGUGGAGCAGUGACCCCCCCCUCGCUGCUUCUCCGCAGACCACCGACUCGUCCACACAGACCUCGGAGCCCACCCUGGCAGCCCACACCCAGGGACAGGUCACGCUCCGACGGGGGAACCGCGCCGGCCAGACGCCGCGCCGGCCUCGGCCCUCGUCCAUGGUGGACUACCAGAGCUACCGACACACACAGCUGCUGGUCAGGAAGAUCCUGGAUCAGCCGGCUGCCCAGGGUCUGACCCCUGAGGUCCAGGAGCUGGUGGACAGUAUACGCCACGUCCUGCAGUCGGACCAGGAGCACAUGGACGAGGCCGUUCGCUGCGCCAGCUACAUAGAACAGGUGUUUACUGAUUCGGAGAUGAGUCCUGGUCGGCGUCAGGCCCCUCCCCCCCAGCAACACCCUGCAGUCAGCUCCAGCCAGACGUUCCCCCGCCCCCCCAAGAGGAAAACUGGAGUGUUUCACCUUCAGAGCUGUGGCGACCUCAGCACCUUCGCCUGUGAGGCUCUGGAGUCUGCCACACGUCAAGAGAACAGUACAAAAGUAGGCUCCAGAGCGGGGUCCAGGACGGGGUCCAGGACAGGGUCCCGCCCGGAUCACCCUGAACAUCGCCACAGUCUGAUCGGAGUCUUCAGAGAGACGGUGCUUUGAGUAAAACCGCAGUGUUCAGUAUUCACGCCUGCAGGCCGCCGUCUUAACUGUCGCCACGGAGUUUGGCCGUUGAACAGAACUGUGGAAUCAAACCUCAAAUCAAAACAUCACUAUACUUUAUCAAAGUGGAAUUUUGUUUCCAAAAGAUCCAGAACGAAUCUGUCAAAGUGGCAAAAACCUACUCAUAGACUUGAUAGAAAACACUGCUUUAGUACUUUAUACUUUUUAGUACUUUAUAUGUUUUUAGCUUUAUGUGAAAGAUUGUUCCAGAACAAAACAUCUGUUCGUAUUUCAAUGAAACUCAUAAGAAUAAAAACACAUCAGGCACUACAGGGUUUUUUUUUUGUUUUUUUGUAAUUUUUUAACCAGAAAAUGUAAAAUCCUAAUACAUGACUGAGCCCUGGCAUGUUUGUGUUCAUCAGCUGUGGGUUUAAUGUGGAUGUUCAUGUUCUGACCUAGUGUCCUCUGUUGGACGCUGCACAAAAAGAGUUACACACAUCAGUGGAUGGAAAUGACAAAACCCACAAAAAAACUGUAUAUUCAUAUUAAAAUGACAGACUUUCUCUGCGUUGUAUGAUUUAUGUCCAAGAGCAGGGGUGUCAAACUCAUUUUAGUUCAGGGGCCACAUCCAACCUAAUAUGACAUAAAAGUGGGCCGGACCAGUAAAGUAAUAUAAACAAUAGGAUAAGAACU
Messenger RNA from Sphaeramia orbicularis (orbiculate cardinalfish), 2674 nucleotides. It is a transcript of the gene entrep1, whose product is annotated as family with sequence similarity 189 member A2. Gene Ontology annotation, cellular component: membrane. Bases 176 to 1981 code for a protein of 601 amino acids. The transcript has 11 exons. Lineage: Eukaryota; Metazoa; Chordata; Actinopteri; Kurtiformes; Apogonidae. The record is from RefSeq and is a predicted model, not a curated record.